Messenger RNA from Paraphaeosphaeria sporulosa, 1446 nucleotides. RefSeq names its product protein phosphatase 2C isoform beta. The transcript is spliced from 2 exons. Gene Ontology annotation, molecular function: protein serine/threonine phosphatase activity; cation binding. The coding region runs from base 1 to 1446 and encodes 481 amino acids. Lineage: Eukaryota; Fungi; Ascomycota; Dothideomycetes; Pleosporales; Didymosphaeriaceae. Gene Ontology annotation, biological process: protein dephosphorylation. The record is from RefSeq and is a predicted model, not a curated record.
AUGUUUUCGAGUGCAAAACAGUCUCUCCACCUUGGAUCGUCGCCUACGUCUGGCACGGGUGCCGUGGAGAAGACCGUGCAGACGCCUAUGCAGAAGCUCGGAAAGGCCGACCCUGCGCUGAGUGUGCCCCAAGGGUCAUUGAACAACUCAGCCGGCGAAUCGCAUCCAGGACCGCACUCCACUUUCCGCGUUGGUGUGACGGAGGAUAAGAACAAGAAAUGCAGGAGGACCAUGGAGGAUACGCAUGCGUACCUUUACAACUUCCUUAGCACGCCAGCCCCAAACUACAACCCGGAGAAGAGCCGCGGUUCGCUUUCGGAUGGGUCUAGCUCUACAGACCAACAGGUUGUGGAGACUGACAAUGGAUAUUUCGCCAUCUUCGACGGACAUGCCGGAACCUUCGCCGCAGACUGGUGCGGCAAAAAACUACACCUGCUACUUGAAGAGACUAUUCGAAGAAAUCCGAAUACGCCCAUACCGGAGCUUCUAGACCAAACGUUCACGCUCGUGGACCAGCAAUUGGAGAAGCUGCCGUUGAAGAACAGCGGGUGCACUGCCGUGAUAGCAGUGCUGAGAUGGGAGGACCGUGUGCCGAAUCAGGCUUCGUCUACCGGUUCCACCUUGUUCUCAGCUGCAGCUGUAAAGGGUGUGGCCGAGGCGGGUGACAAGCAAUCAGAGUCGACCAGUACGGCUGAAUCCACUUCGACAGCAGAAGGUGCCCAGGAACAUCUGAUAGAAGCCAAGUUGCGGAACGAUGCUAGUCGCCAGAGAGUCCUCUACACGGCAAAUGUAGGCGACGCCAGAAUAGUGCUGUGCCGCAACGGAAGGGCUCUCCGGUUGUCUUACGAUCACAAGGGCAGCGACGAUAACGAAGGCCGCCGUGUUGCCAGUGCUGGUGGUCUGAUACUCAACAACCGCGUCAAUGGAGUUCUGGCGGUCACGCGAGCAUUGGGAGAUGCAUACAUGAAGGAUCUGGUCACUGGACACCCUUACACCACAGAGACGGUGAUCCAGGCUGAUCAGGACGAAUUCUUGAUCCUCGCUUGUGAUGGACUCUGGGAUGUGUGCUCCGACCAAGAAGCUGUCGACCUUGUCCGCGGUAUCCACGACCCGCAGGUAGCCUCGAAAACCUUGGUAGAACACGCUCUUGCACGGUUCUCCACGGACAAUCUGUCAUGCAUGGUGGUUCGCUUCGACAACAAGGCCCUGAAGCAGCGCAAGACCGAGGCUCAACUUGGCGUGGAUAGAGACACGCCUGGCACGAAGCCAGGCAUCAGCGAAGCAGAUGCCAUUGUGGCACAAGCCAAGAAGGAAGUAGGAGAGCCCGAUGUGCCGGUUGAGCGUGUUGCACAGGAGAUAAUUCACGAGGAGGAAGCCGGACAGGAGGAGAAUGGUCCGGAACUGAACGCGGACGCGGUGAAGGCUGCGCGGAAAAACCCUGGAUGA